UCCAAGGAUGGAGAUGCCGCAGCUAGAUCAUGGCAGCCAAAGCUUUGUCCAGGUGGGUCUUCACAGCCCCCACAGAUUCGAGCGGGUCUUCACAGCCUCGAAGGAUGGAGCUGCCCCCGCUUUGAGGAUAAGAAAAAUGAAACCACAAGUUUAAGAAGUGAUAAACAGAAAAAUCCACUUCUCCCAGAGGUGUUAGAGAUUUCUCAAAAUGAAGAUAAGACUCACUCCACAGAAGACCUAAGCAGUUCCACAACCCAGGAGGAGUUAAAAAAGGCUAGCAGUCUUCCAAGUUUGGCUUCUGACAACAAAGCAGAUAAAGACAAGCAACUCAAAGAUGGAUUUUUUCAGUUCCUCGGAAGUUUUUUCAAUAUUGGCUCAAAAUCUUCUUGGGGAGAAUCAAAACGGUCUACACCCCAAGAUGGAUGCUCCAAAUCUGAGAAAGAUUUAAAGAAGCCCACUGCUUUUCAGGAAGAUAGGCACACACAGACUCUGAAAACUGAAGCACCUGUCAGCUCUGCUGGAGUAAAAGAGGUAGCAGUAACUAAAGAGGAGAUUGGUUUGGCUAAUACCAAAGAAGAUGAAUUGCAGGAUUUACAAGUAGAGCAUGAACAGUCUUAUGAUGUACUAAGGCAAACUGAAUGUAAGCUGGAUCCACCUGCUGUUACAUAUGCAACAUAUCGGGGUUCUGCACGGAUUAGGCAGCUACUAAAGAACCAAGGAGAACAAAUAAGGGAGAAAAGUACUGAGAGCAAAAAUAAUUUCACUGUGAUUGAAAAUGGAGAAAUCCAGACUUCCAUCCCUCGAAACUCACCAUCCACCAUAAAAACAGAAACUUCAGACCAUGUAUUAAAAGAAAAUCAAACUGAUCACGCUAAAGACAGCAAAGAUGAUGGUAGAACAAACCCUUUUGUGGUUAAAAUAGAACAGAAGAAAACUGGUGCUGUUAAGGAUGUCUUAGACAGCAGUAUUCAUGGAAUAACUGCAGCCAAGCUUGCCUGUCCCACUGAAAUGGACACCAGCAGGGAAUCACAUUGGAGAAUUAGAUCUGUUAGUUUCUUUAAAUUCCGCACCGUUUCUGACACACUCAAUGCUCAUCAAACUCAUUUGUUAGCUGGAGUGCUGUCAUCCAGGAGUAACACUGAGCUCCCAGCCAACACUAAUUCCCAGGCUACAGACUCUAAUAAAAAGACUUCUGCAAACAAAUUGGUUGAAAAGGGAGAAAUAACAUUAGAAGAAAUAAAAACUCAGUUUCAAUCAGAAAAUGAAGCCAUAUUUAGCUUCAAAGGCAGAAAUUCUUGUGAUCAAAUUUCUAAUGAGGAAUCUAAGGAGAUAUUGCAAAAUGACUGUGAGCUUUCACCUAAACCAAAGAAAGAGCCAAUUGAUAAAGAAGAGGGUGAAUGUUCCUGUCAUAAUCAGAUUGAUAAUCAGUCAGAGCCAAAAUUGGAUGAGCAGGUGUCUCAUUCCAGUAGUACUAUCUUUCAAUACCAAGUAUUUAAGCAUGCAGAAAAUGCAAAUAAAGAUGGUGGUCAAAAGAUGUGUGCCAUACAAACUGAAGUGGAAGUUGAAGAAGGGCAGAAAACCUCGCAAUUUUUUCCUGCUAGUCUUGAUUUACCUUUAAACCAACAGAUGUCUACAGGAAAGUUAUUGGAGGCUUUGCAUGAUGUACAAUCAAACAGAGGUAAUCUGUCUGCUUCGGGGCCAUCUGAUGAAUGUGCUCAAGAUUCAGACUUGGACAGGAGGGACAGUAUCAGUGAGUUCAGUAAGUCCAAGAUUCCGGUGCUAGCACAAAAUGAUCUCUCAGUGACUUUUGAGGGUAGUCCCAGGGAUAUAACCACAGAGAACACUUCCAAGCCUUCUUUUGAAUCUCAGGGUUUUGAAACAACUAAAGUUCUGCCUGAAUUUGCAGAGGUAAAUAUUGCUCACACAUCUCCACCAGCCCUUGAAUGUGAAACUGUGAAAGCUGAUACGACACCUUUCUUAGAAUCUGAAGAUGCUAACUUUGGCAAGAACAACACACCUACCCCUUCAGUUCUUGAGGCAGAUGGCCAUUCAGUUAAUGAUUGUUCAUCAAACUAUGCAUAUGAAGUUGAAACCAUGACUAAAAUAAUCACUUCACAAGAUUUUACCUCAAACAUUUCCUCCCCUGAUCUUGAAUAUGAAAAGAACAAGCCCCUUAGAUGUGCAGAGAUGAGCCUCCCCCACCAUGUACCUCCUGGCAGAAUGGUUAAUUGUACUAUCCCUUCCCUUAAAAUGGAUGAAGUCACUCUUGGUAAAAUAGCAGUUUCAUCUGCAGAGUACAACAUGACCAAGAGCGUUCCUCAGACCCACGAAACUAGAGAGAAUAGAAUAGAUUAUCUUGUUUCUGCUGAUCCUAAAACUGCAAGUUCUUGUACAACCACGAGCUCUCCUGCUGCCUCUCAAGAAGACUGCUUCACUAGGUUUUUUCCUCAUGCUCCUAAAUCUGCAGAGAUCAGCUUUUUUCAGGUUUCUUAUCCUGCCCUGGAGCCUGGACAAAGUACCUUGACCAGCCAUUCUUCUCUCUCUGAAGACAGCAGUGUGAGGAUGCCUGCUACACGUGCAAAUAGUAAUAAAUCUAAGCUGACAGCGGCUAUAGGUAAUUGUACUGAUGCCAGUCAGGGCACAAUACCUUUUCCUGUCUCUAAAUCUGAACAUGUUGGAAUUGCCACAUUAUCUGUUCUAUCUGAAGGGGCUGCUGAUUCCACAUGUGCUUUUCCUGCUGCUAAGCCUGGAGGUAAUUCACCUGAGGUGGUGUCAUCUUUUUUAAAAAAUGCACCUCCAGUUAUUUCUGAUGCUUCUGAAAGUGCAAUGGUCAACAUAACUAAGAUUUCACUUUGCUCUGAAGAUAUCAAGGCUAAGUCUAUAUUUCCCUUCCUGGAACCUGAUGCCAUUACAGGUAAACUUGACCCUUCUGUUCCUAAAUCAAAAGAUUUUUGCAUUUCCAAGCCUGCUUUUCCUGUUCUGAGGUCUAAGGAAAUCUUCACGCUUCCUCCCACUACCUCUGAAACAACAGAUGUUUUGGACAAGAAUCAUUUCCCCAUCAUUAAGUCUGAAGGUAUCAGUGGCAAGAUUUCUUCUCGACAUGCAAAGUCUGAUGAAGCAGAUAAUGUACUUCAUGCACAGAGGUUCAAAGAUGCUUGGUCAGCCAAGCCCCUAACAUCAAGUAGCCCUCCUUUGGAAUCCGUGGAAGUGGUGUCCAAUGCAGAAUAUGAAAAGGAUGUGAACAGAACUCCUGUAGAGCAUGGGGAUCUUUACAAUCCUCCUCCUUCUGUAUCCAAGAACCUUACUAAAAUGAAUGAUGAACCCACUGUUUCAUGUACAGAAUCGAACACUCUGAGUUCUGGAGGAAUAUUAAAAGAUGCAGAAAUGUGGAAGCAGUUGGAUGCUGAAUCUCGGGAUGCUACCAUUUUGUUUAAAAAAGCUGAGGAAAUUGUUCAUGCCAUUUUGCACUUUGCCAUAGAAGAAAUAAGAUCAAAACAAGCAGCUGGUGUUCACCAGGAUUGUUUAACAAAGCUAGGCUUUCUAAAAGAACAGAUAACUGGAAAGAUACAAUUGGAAGGCCAGGAAGGCCAGUCAGCAAAGCAAUCAUUAAGACAUUUUAAUGAGAGCUGUACACAAAGAUCAUCUGAAGGGAAAGGCAAAGAAACAGUUGAUACAAGUACCCAAGAUGAAAAGAUGCUGUUUAACCUCACUGAUAAAAUUAACCUACAUAGUUCAAUAGUACUAAAAGCAAAAGAAAUAAUUGAUGAAGCUAUACACUCGGCCAAACAAAAACUGAUGUCAAAUCAGUGUGAGAGUGCUAAAAGUGGGAGCCUUCCUAAAAGUACUGUACUUCAACCUAAGACUGAAAUCGUACAAUCUCUAAAUACUGCUAAAGGUUUAGCAGAGAAAGCACAAGAAGUAAUUGAUGGUCCCUUGGGUUUAAAUCAAACAGGCAAGGGAGUGACCCAAAAUGUAACCAGGGACAGUGAAAAAGCAGGCUGCUAUUCAGUUCCUUCAUCUCUAAGCAAUAAAGAAAAUAGGAAUGAUGAGGCUAUAGAAAGGGAAAUGGUAUCAAAUCAUGUCAGUUUAUGUCAAAAGAUUGGUCUUCUGCCUUCCAAUGACUUACCAGGGCUUGAAUCUGACCUUGCAAUAAUUGAUAAAGCUCAAAACACUAAUACAUUAUGUGACAGUAAUCUUAUGACAGAGACGUAUAACAAAACUUGCAUUUGGACAAUUAAUGAUAUGUCAAAGGAGACUACACAUUCAUAUAAUAGAGAUCCUGUGAGGAUUGAAGAGAAAUUGCUACUAAUAAGUUCAAAAGGCUUAUGCAAUGAUACAAGUAUGUCCAGAUGUACCUCAAUACCAAACUUGAAUUUUAAUUCAUCACCCUUACUACAUAAUGGGGAGCACAGAGACAUACGCAGCAAAUCCAAAGAUGAAAGUGGUCAUUCAGUUCUGUCUGAAACUAGUGUAGGAAAAUGCCUGCCUGAACCCUGUGGCAAAGGGAAGGCAGUUUCUAUAUUUGCACAGGAAAAAAUAACCAGCAUGCAUUCAAAAGUUGACAGUACAGCAGGAAAAAUAGAAGAGGUAAUUGAGGUCCCACAAGAUAAAAAUAGAUUAAAUAUACAAUUCGGUGCAUCUGAAUCAUCUGUAAUUAAGGACAUCGAAGGGAAAACUUUUAUCAGCUCAGACUUUGCCCUUGCAGACGACAGUCUGAAAUUGGCCCUAAGGAUGGAUCAAGACAUUCAGAGAGAGUGUGCACUUCAAAAGAUCCUGAAUCAUGACAGUGACACUGAGGGAGCAACAGACUCCUUAGCCUUUACUGCACAAGAGGAACAGCAGGAAAGCAGUUCUUCCUUUACUAUAUGGACUGAAGGUGCUCUUCAGGAUGAAAACCAGCAUGGUUCCACAGAUGAAAAGCAAACUCACUUGCUCUCUCCUACUGAUCUACCCUUGGAUCAUAUUCAGCAUCAGCUAACAUGUGAAACAGCCAAGAACAACAGUGAGCCUGUCUAUGAAAAAGACAAUAAAUUAAACAAUUCAUUUGAUAACUGUACUUCAGAUACAUUUGUGGCGGUGGAGGCUAAGCGAUAUAGAGUUUACCCCUUCUCCUUGUCUCCCAUAUAUGAAGAUGAUAGCUCACAAGAAGACCUACUGUCCACCGAUGCUUCUCCUGGAGGACAUUCUACUGGUGCAUCACAAGACAGUGCAUGCCACUCAUCUGUAUUGUCUCUCCUCCAGUCAGUUUCUGAGCGCUUAAAAUAUAGCAAUCAGUUCAGUGAGGAGGAGGAAGAAGAGGAGGAGGAAGAAUCUUCUUAUGAAGAAAACAUAAUGGAUGUUCAGAAAGAAGAAUGUAUUUUCAGUCAACAAACAGGGAAUCUGAACACCUCAAAUGACACAGAAAGAUCUCCAAUUUCCAAACCGUUAUUUUGUCUUUCAAAACAGCUACUUGGCUCUGAGCAGCAGUCAGAGUCAUUUUCAGACCCUUCUCCCCCCAGUCCAGUGGGUUCUACACAGUUUCUACAGCAGGUUGAUGUUGAUAAUAAGCCUCACACUAGGAGUGUUUAUUAUCAAUAUUUCAAGACAGCCAGCAAUUAUCCAUCUAAUAAGGAAGUCAAAUUUGGAAGUAUCCUGCGGGAAACUUUGCUGCCUAAGGAUCAUUGGCGGCAAAAUAACAAUUCACCAAAGCUGGGAGCGUUUCCACAGAAUCUAAUUAACAGGAAGAACCUCAAAUGCAAUCCAAGAUCAGGAAAGAUGAUUAUUUAUGAUGUUCAUGGGGACAAAAGUAAACGAGAGAUUUAUCGAGAUGUACUAGAUGCCACAUCCUGGACUCUUUCAGUGGGAGCAUUGCUUAGAAUUAUUAGAGGAUGCUGGAUUUUAUAUGAGAAACCAAGAUUUCAAGGCCAGAAAUGCGUGCUGGAGGAAGGCGAACUGGUGUUGGAUCGCAUUUGGGAUCUUUGUGGCAUAAAACACCAUCCUAGAAACCUUGCACUUGGUUCUAUCAGACACGUAACAAAGGACUGCAGCAUUCCAGAGCUAGAGCUUUGCCCACAUGCUGGCGCAAAGGGGCUUCCUAUCUGCGUACAGAGUGCCAUUGCCAAUUUAGAAGAACUGGAUGCUGAGAGCACCUUUUAUAUAGCUGUCAAAUCAGGAGUGUGGCUUGCUUAUUCUGACUUUAAUUAUAAAGGAGAGGUGGUUAUUUUGGAAGAAGGCCAUUCAGUGCUUGAAAUUUCUUCAACAAAUGUAAAAUCCUUACGUCCCUUAAAAAUGGGUGGACUAAAGGUACAAUUCCCUAUGAAUGUUAAGAUAAUAAUAUAUGAAAGAAGCCACUUCAGAGGAUGGGCCAAAGAGCUUUCUGAAAACAUAGAUUGUGUCCCUGCUCUGUUUAGAAAUGAGGAGGAUUUCCAGGGAAUUAGAUCAAUACGUGUCAUUGGUGGAGUAUGGGUUGCCUAUGAAAAGGAACGCUAUAAAGGCCAUCAGUAUCUACUGGAGGAGGGAGAUUAUGAAGAUAGGCACUCCUGGGGGGGAAUUGGCACUGCCCUGCUGUCUUUUAGAUUCCUACAAGCUGAUUUCAUAGAGUCAUCAGUUACAAUUUUUGAGUCUGAUGAAGAAGAUGGAAAGGUAUUGAACAUUUUCAAUCAAGAAUUUCCUGAUUUGGAACAGGCUGGAUUUGGACCAGAGACCAGAUCAAUUCAUGUGAAAAGUGGAGUGUGGGUUGCAUACCAGCAGAAGUAUUUUUGUGGAGAGCAGUAUGUACUGGAAAAAGGAAAAUAUAAAUGCUUUUUUGACUGGGGAGGAUCCAGUAAAACCAUAUUGUCAAUACGUCCAAUUAAAUUGGAACCGUUUGGAAAGAAUGAGCCUCCACAUUUGCUCAAAGCUUUCAGUUGCACACAUUUCCAAGGAGCAUGUAUAGAUUUCACAGCAGAAGUUUCUGAUUUUACAUCAUUCAUGCCAUGUUCUUUUAAGGUUCUUCGGGGAUGCUGGCUCCUGCAUUACCAAGGGGAAACCACUGAUAAUUGCUGUGUGCUGGAAGAAGGCCUCUACACUGACCUCACUUCCUGUGGCUGCCCAACUGCUGCUACAAUCAAGUCCCUCAGGCCUGUUGAAUAUGUGUUUGCUGAACCUUCGGUCAGCCUGUUUGCCCUGGAAUGUUGUAAGGGCAGAGAAUUGCACUUUAAAGAUGCUGUCAGUUCUGUUUUGAAUGAGGACCUUCACUUUUACACCCGGUCUGUGUGGGUGAGAAGCGGAUUGUGGGUUGCUUAUGAAGGAGGCAAUUUCCUAGGAAAACAAAUUCUACUAGAACCCAGCAAGAUUUCAAAUUGGAGUGAGUUCAGUGGCUGGAAAGUAAUUGGCUCCCUUCGUCCUCUGAAGCAGCCAGCUGUCUACCUCCGAAUAAAGAAUCAAGCCCAAGAAAAAUAUUUAACCGUUGCUGGAAACCUAACAGAUGUAAGAGCUACAUCAGUGUGUGUCUCUCCCUACAAUGGCAAGCAUACACAGAUCUGGCACUACUGUCGAGGACUCCUCAAAGCCAAGGCGAUUGAUGCCUGCCUUGAUGUCAUCGGGGGCCGAGAUGUACCUGGAGCUAAAGUAGCGCUAUGGGCGGAACACAGAAAAGACAGGCAGAAAUGGAGACUCAAUAAGGAUGGAACCAUUAGUUCAUAUCUCAGUGACCAGCUAGUCCUUGAUAUCAAAGGAGGAAGUUAUUAUGACAGGAGCUAUAUCAUCGUAAAUCAUCCCCUGGAGGGUGAACGUUCACAAAAAUGGAACAUUGAAAUUUUGUGAGAAAACUGCUGCCCGCUCUGAAAAUCCUGGAGACAUGAACCUACACAGUGUAUGAAUGCUUUCAGAAGGAGCUACUGAAGUCGCAUGCCACUGGAAUGCUAAUCAAGACAUCUACUCUGUUCUUCCUCCACAAGGCACUGACUCCAGAAGGAACUGAAUUUUUGCACAACUGUAGAGGAGCUCAUAAUUUAUGUUUUUCCUUAUUCCCACAGACUUCCCGCUGAGGCCUUCUUCCUCUUGAAGUACCAUUUAAUCCUGUGUAUUUCAUUACUACACCUGUUCAGUUUAUCCUUACCAAUUCAGUGAAUGCAAAGAUAAGCUAGAAAUGUUGUAGUUCAACUGUACUAUCCCUUUGGGUCAUUGUCAUUCCUUUCUCUCCAGAAACUGGAGAAGCUCACUGAUUAAUGUACUAGUUUUUCAGCUCUGGUGAUUCAGACUCAGCUCUUAUUUUACAUCUCAAAAUUCAGCCCUUGCUUAUGUGCCAUUUAAAUAAGUGUACUGGGGAAGCCUAUGCCUGAAAUUCCAGGCCAGUCCUAUGGUGGGGCUCUGCUGACCGGGUUUAAUGAGGAAAGGCCAGAUCCUCACCUGCUUAAAGCUGCAAUUAGGACCCCUGAAUCUAGGACAGUUUAUGGUUAAACAUAGUUCUGAAGGCAGGGGCCUAUUUCUAUCCAUCUAACUCACACAGAUGGCAUAGAAAGGAGGCAUUAUUAUUUAGUUAGAACAAUGUCACAUAAUGCAGAUACUUUAGACCAGUGGUGCUCAAUCUCUUGUCCCCACAGGGCCAGGCUGUGAGGUGAAUCAGGCCCUGGGCCCAGUACCACCUAGUCCAGGAACCAGAAUUGGACCCCAGGGUGCUGGCAGUGGCCCCAUCCUACCCCCCCAUACCAAGACUGGAGUCUGGCACUGCCUCCCCUUUCCUUAGUCCCUGCCCAGCCCUGCAUCCUGGGUUUGGGUACCUCAUGCAGCAUGUGGGGCCUAGGGCUCCCCAUGGGUCUGGAAACUGAGUAGCAAAGGGAGGGUGCCAUCACUCCCUUGUCAAAUUUCUAGACCUGUGGGAAGCACUGCAGGCUGAAUGACAGCGCUGCAGGCCAGGUACCCCUACUGUUGAGCAGACCUGUUAGAUUAAAUCACUGAUAUUCUACUGUAUAUAAUUUUAAAUUAUUUGUUGGGCUUGAAACCAGAGCAAAGUCAAUAGUGGAUAUAUGUGUGUGUAUAUUAUCUAACUAAUGUGCAACUGUGCUAAUAUGCUGCUCCUCCAACUUUCCUUUGGCAAAAUGAGAGAGGGUAUAAUAUAAUGCAUGUUAACUACCUUGUGGGUCAUUAGCACAUUGCAGUUCUUUCCCCUCUGCUUCAGGCAAUUGUUCAUUCUUUGGGAAAAGAUCUUAAUGUGUUGGUGACUGCUAGAAUCACAACACUAUGCAACUCUCCUUAUGCUGAAAGAAGCAUGAUUAGGAACUUUGUUCCAUCUUAAAUGAAAUACAAAUACAUUCCACUGUUGUGGGUGGAAGGUGUUCAAAACUAAAUUGGCAGUGUUAGCCUAGGAUAAUAUUCAGAGUUCUGUGACCAUCUGGAAUGGAGAAAACUGCCCCCCACACACACCUCAAUUCUAGUUUGUAUGUCACUACUUGAAUUGGCUUUUACAUGCAGUUCAAAGUAUGAUGUGGUCUUCCUGUCCAAUGACUGUUCUAGCUCCUGCAUUUUAUAAGAGUAUAGAGGAGCUAAAACACAAAAGCCAAAAAAAGAUUAAUUUCCUACAACUAUCCUUAUUCGAGUCUUACAUUCAAACAUGACUCCUCCCUGGGUACCUUAAGUUUCAAUUUUGGCUAGAAAUGAGUGAAACAUGGAAGCCUAUUUUUGUAUGAAAUGAGAUGGAAUUCUACAAAGCAAUAUUUUAACUCACCUUAUUGCACUUACUGUUUUACAUUGACAAGUUAAUCAUGCAGCCACUCUCUUGCAUCGUUCUGAUUUUCUGAGUAAGUCUUUCAAUGUAUAUAUUUUUUCAACUAAAGUAUGUGUAUAAGUUUAGAUAUUUCUAUGUCAGUCUAGCAAUAUACCAAAUAAGUCCUAAAUGAUUUUUGCUUUCUGGAAGUAGCUUAAAAAGCCUACAUGCCCAAUCCCUAGUCCACACUAAACAAUGCAUAAUUGUAUUCAGUGUGCCAGUGUUACAAAAGAAAGAAAAGCAGGAUGUUUUACUUAAAGAUCUUGAAUGUAAAUUGCUAAAUAUAUAUUUUAUUGUAAAAAAACUUUGAGAAGAUCCUUUUGCUCUGUAGUUUUGUACUGACUGUCUAAAUGCAAUAAUUUUGUUCUUAAAACACUCAAGCAUAAAAAUCUUUGAAGAAUGACUUCCAAAGAGCAGAGACUGCCAGUUACCCAACUCACAAAUGUGAUCUGCCUAUUAUGUUUUUUCUAUGCCAGUAGAUUGCAGUCUUAAAAUAAAACAUAACCACAUCGUG
Messenger RNA from Alligator sinensis (Chinese alligator), 10235 nucleotides. RefSeq names its product crystallin beta-gamma domain containing 3 (gene CRYBG3). NCBI's taxonomy places the organism in Eukaryota, Metazoa, Chordata, Crocodylia, Alligatoridae. Gene Ontology annotation, molecular function: structural constituent of eye lens. The record is from RefSeq and is a predicted model, not a curated record. Gene Ontology annotation, biological process: visual perception; lens development in camera-type eye.